Molecule: messenger RNA, 612 nt
Organism: Eimeria tenella
Lineage: Eukaryota; Apicomplexa; Conoidasida; Eucoccidiorida; Eimeriidae
Exons: 3
Coding region: 1-612 (203 amino acids)
Source: RefSeq, a predicted model, not a curated record
AUGCGUGCGCAGCGACUGCUGUGGCCCAUCCUUGCAGCUCUCCUGGGGGCCCCCCCGGGGGCCCCCCCGGGGCCCCCCGUGGGGGACCCCCAUGGGUCCUGGGGCCCCCCUUCGGCUCCAGAACCUGCGCAGCAGUCGGUGCCCCCUGUGGGGGCCCCUGUGGGGGCCCCAGUGGGUGAGGGGGCCCCCCUGGGGGGCCCCCCGGGGGCCCCCCGGGGGGCCCCCGGGCGCCGGGCCCCCCGAGAAGAGGAUGAAGCGGCGAUUGCUGCAGCACUGGGCCCCUACUACCUAAGCCCCGCGGAGCAGCAGCAGCGCGGGGCGCAGCAGCGGCGAAGGGCCCUGCUGCGGCAGCUGGGACUUGCUGCUGCUGCACUGGGGGCCCUCGAACUUGUGCUGCGGGUCUAUUUGCUGCCACUGGCCCACGCGCAGCGCCGCGAGCGCCGCAGGCGCAGCCCCGGGAAGCAGCAGCAGGGGCCCCCCGAGCUGCUGCCGCUGCUGCUGGCUUCUCCCCCAGUUGUGGGGUUUGCUGCUGCUGCUCUCGUGCUGCUCUUCUGCAGCACUGCUGCUUUCUACAGAAACCUUUACCUCCUCAUCGUCAGCAAAAUCGGCUGA